This is a messenger RNA of Dendronephthya gigantea, 971 nucleotides long. RefSeq lists its product as uncharacterized. NCBI's taxonomy places the organism in Eukaryota, Metazoa, Cnidaria, Anthozoa, Malacalcyonacea, Nephtheidae. Gene Ontology annotation, biological process: symbiont-mediated killing of host cell. The transcript has 2 exons. The record is from RefSeq and is a predicted model, not a curated record. The coding region runs from base 99 to 971 and encodes 290 amino acids. Gene Ontology annotation, molecular function: toxin activity.
GGCGUACAGAGUAAGGCUCGGCCGUCUUUACAGAAAGAGAUAAAUCAAACAUUUUCAGAGUUCAGACGUAGUUGUGUCGCCAAGUUAAGUACAUCAACAUGGCCAGCGUUGUAGUUGAAGAAAUCGCUGCGAACUUGCUCAAAGGAGUCAUAAGUGGUAUUGGAAGUAAAGUGGGAGCAGCAAUGUUCAACAGUAUCUUCGCUCAGAGUGUCCCCAGCUACUUUACCGAAGUUUACAAAGAGAUCGAAAAAAUAAUGCAUCAAGAAAUAACAGAGAACACAAUCAACGAAAUUGACGGGGAGAUAAACGGAACUUCGACGUGGGUCAAAUUUGAUUACAACCCCCGAAAAGCUUCUGGUGCAUCUAAAGAUGAUUUGCAUAGUCUUUUAGAACCAAAAGUCAGUGAUUUAGCAAUCAACAUGAUCGCUGUGCUUCAGCAGAAAUCGUUUGCCGAAUCCGCGUUGGCAGUAUUCAUAGUCGGCGCUGGAGUUCACUUGUCGCUUUUGCAAGAGUUGGCGUAUGUUGAUCCAAAUGUUGAUGAUCCCCAUCAAUCAUCCUACAUUAAAACCAUCCAGAAGUAUGCUCCUGAUUACGCUGAUCACGCAGAUAAAACCUGGAAAAGUGUGAAGACGUCGAGGGAGGCAUUGUUCACUGAGGUGACUAUAAAGAGCCAACCCAUACCAUCACCCGGUCGACCUCCAACUGACUUCCAUUAUACUUCCGAAUGGACCGACGAGUUGACGGGAGAAAAGUUUAAAGAUGCUACUGAUUUCAUCGGCGGAGUUUGGACGAAUGGUAACUACGCUGAUCUUGAAAAUCGUGCGAAUGCCAAACGUACGGAAUACAUCAAUACGACAAUAGCAGAGCUUCAAAAACAGAUGCACGACCCUCCACACGCAGCGGAAACAUGGAGAAAACUAGUCGAUCAACCCCUGCCAGUUGUGUCAUGUUCCCCUUGUAAUUUGCUUUGA